GUCACAGGGGAAGAUCAAACUGGCAAUCUAAUGAUCAGAUUUGAAUGGCCAGCCGAUGCUCCCAAACUUUCUGCCUGUAUAUAUGUUUGAAAUAAAUGAAAUAUUAAAUGUUAAUUUUAUGCACAUUGGGCUGGCUUGGCUGUUAGUGCUGCUGCUUCACAGAUCCACCAUUCUGGUUUGGAUUGCCAGGCCUGCUCACUGCCUAUGUGGACUUUGAGUUUAUUUCUUCUCUGGGUAUUUCAAUUUUCCUCCCACAUCCCCAAAAUCUUGCCUGUUAGUUUGACUGUCAAUUCUAAAUCGUCGUCAUUUAAGUUUCUUAGUGGGCACCCCACCUAGUCACAGAUAAUUUGAAAUGGACUAAUUUAAUUUUGUGUAAUUGGAUAAACAGAACAUUAAUUAUUAGGUAUCAACAUUUCUUAUUUAUUUACUGUAUAGUAUGAGGGUGUUGUACUGUGUUAGCCAUUAUGGUUGUAGUGAGGAGUCAAGCAAAAAUGACCUUUUAUUGGCUAACUAAAAAGAUUACAAUAUGCAAGCUUUCGAGGCAACUUGGCCCCCUUCUUCAUGCAAGAUGUAAUACAGAAACUGGAGUUCCAUGUGUUUAUAUUCACACUAGGACGAGUAACAACAUUGGUAAAUCUUUAAGUGAGACACUGAUUUAUUUAUGUAAAUGUUUUUUCCUUUUAUUCUUUCAGCAUUAAAGAUGAAGGCAUUUUGGAAAAUGAGGUCCCUGACCAUCAACCUGUAUUAACUACUUCUUGUUCUCAUCUUUACAUAAGCGUGGUGUGCUAUUCCUUAUUUUUACUUUUCUCUCUUCCUUUCAAUAUCCAGAAUAAAUACUCAAUGAGAAUUCCACCUUGUACUCACACAGCCUGCAGGUAGAUGCAAGGCAGACAUGCGUUAGAAGCGUAUUCUGUGGCUAGUGUCACGAUUGACGUGUCUCACUCCCUUUAUGCUAUUAUUAGAAAUAGUUUUUUUGCACUUUUCUUCCGGGUGAUUACCUGGCCAUAGAGUGUCUCAAAUUUAAACAAAUAAUCAGACCAAAACCCCAAAUGUUGAAAUCAUAUGUCACACUGAAACCUUCCCAUUCUCUUAGUUGACUCGGUGUUUGACACAAUGGCGGAAGCAGACUCCUCCUUAUCACAGGAUCAGUUUAACUGUUCUGUGUGCCUCGACAUACUGAAGGAUCCCGUCUCGAUACCUUGUGGGCACAAUUACUGCAUGACCUGCAUUACAAGCUACUGGGAUCUGACGGGAGAGUACAGCUGCCCUCAGUGUCGAGAGACUUUCAUCAUGAGGCCAGCUCUUCGGCGAAACACCUUACUGACCGAAGUUUUGGAGAAAAUAAAAACUGGGCUAAGCCCCAUUCCCUGCCCGAGUACUGAACCCGGAUACGUGGAGUGCGACCUCUGCAUGUUGAGAAGAUUUAAAGCGGUCAAGUCCUGCCUGACCUGCCUGGCAUCCUACUGCGAGGUCCACAUUCAGUCCCACCAGGAGUCCGAGGCGCUGAAAAGACACGUGUUGGUGGAGCCACAUGGAAAUCUCCAACAACACAUCUGCACAAAACACCAGAAGGUUCUGCAGAUUUUUUGUAGGACUGACCAGAUGGGUAUCUGCUAUUUGUGUGUGACAAGUGAACACCGGGCACAUGACACCAUCACACCAGAGACAGAACGAGCUACCAAACAGAUCCAGUUAGGGAUGACACUAACAGAAAUCAAGAAGAAAAUAAAGGAGAAGCAGAGGAAACUGGCCAAAGUUCAAGAUGCGAUGGGCUUUCUUAAGGUCUCUGCAGAGAGAGAAACACAGGAAAGUGCAACAAUCUUUACGGAUCUGAUCGACUCCAUUGAGAAAACAUACAACAAAGUUACUGAGCUCAUUAGAGAUCAAGAGAAGAACGAAGUGGAAAAGGGUGAAGGACUGGUGGAGCAACUGCAGAGCGAGAUUGAGGAGUUGAAGAGGAGAGACGUUGAGCUAACUAAGCUUUCAGAGACAGAAGACCACAUCCACUUCUUACAGAUAUUCCCAUUUCUUUGUAUUCACCCAGAAGACGACCCCACCAAUGUUACUAUCAAUACAAACUUCCCUUCUGAGGCCCUGAGGAAAGAGAUGUCUCGACUGAAAAAUCACCUUGAUGAGAUUAGCAAGUGGGGAUUUGAGAAUCCUACACAGGCCGCCAUCAGCCCUCUUCCUUCCACCAUGCAGCCACCAGAACCGAUUAAAAGAAACGAUUUUUUACAGUACUCCUGUCAGCUAACACUGGAUCCCAAUACUGCAUAUGAGAGGCUCUAUUUGUCUGAAGAAAACACAAAAGUAUCUAGAAGUUUAGAAGCCCAUUUCUAUUCUGAACAUCCUGACCGAUUUGAAUUUUGGGAUCAAGUUCUCUGCAAAGAGGGCCUGUCUGGGACACGCUGUUACUGGGAGGUGGAGUGGAGUGGAGCUGCAGAGAUUGGAGUCACUUACAAGAAAAUCAAGCGUAAGGGAAUGGAGCAGGACUCCCGUCUGGGGUAUAACAAAAAGUCUUGGACUUUGUGUUGUUCCAGCUACACUUAUUCGGUGUGGCACAAUAACAAAGAGACUGAACUAAGAGCCCCUACCUGUACCACUAUAGGAGUGUAUCUGGAUUUUCCUGCUGGAACUCUGUCAUUUUAUAGCAUCUCAGACUCAAUGAUUCUCCUACACAAGUUCAAGACCACCUUCACCGAGCCACUCUAUCCUGGGUUUUGUCUUAAGGAGUACAAUUCUAGUGUAACUAUCUGCUAGCUGAGCCAGACUCUGCUUAUCUGUGCUGGUGAGAACCACGCUAAUCAAACCGCCCCUACAUUAUUCAUCCACAAGCCUUGGCUGCUCUGUAAAAGUGUUCAUUUUUUGUAAAUGGCUAUUUUUUUUUGCUGUGGAGCAUUUUGGCAUGAAGCAUAGAACUGGUGCCAUGCAGUUUUACUGAAGUGUCAGACUGGCAUUGGACUGUCCUCGCUUGCCUGCUUUUAUUUGAAAUGUUUUCUGAAGGCUUUCCAGUUUUCUUUCCACAAUCCCAAAAGUAGCUAUUUUGUCUCAUGGAGAGAGAGAGAGAGAGACAUCCCACAUCAGCCACACAUCCUCCCUGUAUCGAAAUUGGUCCUCUGGAUUACAUAGCUGCCUCCCUAUAGUUGAGUCCGUCAGCCAUAACAGUCGAUCAGCCCAUGAACUACAAAGUUGUGUAACAGCAGACUCUCUCCUUCUCGGCCCUUCCAACUACAGAAGUCUCACUGGAAUAGAUAAGUGCCUUUUUAAUGAACUUGAGUAUAACGAAACCUUGUCAGCCAUGGAAAGAAUUGUGUCAUCACACAGAAGCAAUGAUCACUAAGUGGUAAGAAGAGGCACCGCGGACAUCUCUGUAUGGAGGAAUCCAAAUUGGACCCACCUUACUUUAGACAUCCUGACGAGUGAAGUCUUGUCCAUUAAUGCUAAAGCUAAUUAUGGCUAUUUUGCUGAAGCUUUUCAAUAAAACACAUC
Molecule: messenger RNA, 3489 nt
Organism: Erpetoichthys calabaricus (reedfish)
Lineage: Eukaryota; Metazoa; Chordata; Cladistia; Polypteriformes; Polypteridae
Product: tripartite motif-containing protein 16-like
Exons: 6
Coding region: 1114-2760 (548 amino acids)
Molecular function (GO): protein binding; zinc ion binding
Source: RefSeq, a predicted model, not a curated record